This is a messenger RNA of Sphaeroforma arctica JP610, 157 nucleotides long. RefSeq lists its product as hypothetical. The annotation marks the transcript as partial. NCBI's taxonomy places the organism in Eukaryota, Ichthyosporea, Ichthyophonida. The transcript has a single exon. The record is from RefSeq and is a predicted model, not a curated record.
AUGGACCCAGAUGAUCGCGCGCUUGCAACCGUGGAGAAGAUGAACACACGCACAGUGAACUUCGAUUUAAUAGAAAGCCUUAUAAUUAGCAUAUUGCGCACAAGAGCAGCCGUCAACGAAGGCAUGGGAGAUGGGAACGGUUCUGCCGAUAUAGCCG